AUGUCGAGCCCCAGUGUUAACGUCCAAGAUCAACAAAAAAUUAUCGCGUUCCUGCUUUUGAAGUAUCAGAAUUUGCUGUUGGAGCUUGGGGUGGUGCUCGAUGUAGAGGACGCGUCCUUGGAAGUUGUCGAGAAAGCUGCCCGAGAUGUCAUGGCCUCUUAUCCGCAGCCUCCGAGGGACGAGAGUGAAGAAGAACAUUUGCGUGAACUGAAAGGAUUAUUGCUGGAGUUUGAAGAUUGGAAGUUGUGUGAUAUCCGGGACAGACAGCACAUGUUGAUCUCAAGAUUCAGAAGUUUGCUUUUCAAUUUGGGAUGCAACGACAAGACAUGCAAGGAAGUUUCGUUGCCCUAUUUGCAGAAUGAGCUUGGGAAUCUCGAAUCGCGUGGUCAUUCACUCCGAUUUGUUUCGAACUUGAAGUGCAUUCUUCGGGACUUGAAAGCUUGGAGAAUGCUAUGUGAAGGCCGGCUCAGCGAGGAAAUGGAUGAUGUUACCUUUUGGCGCAAAAUGAGAUUUGCACCACCGUCUCCGAGCGAUGAAGACUCGGAUAGUGAAGGUCCGACACUGUGUCGCGACGCUCCACAUUGCAAUGACUUCGAUGAGAACUAUCCUCUGGGACAUGGAAUGCGAGAUGAUGCGCGGGAUGCGCUGUAG
Messenger RNA from Cladocopium goreaui, 651 nucleotides. The record is from the annotation of a GenBank genome assembly. Lineage: Eukaryota; Dinophyceae; Suessiales; Symbiodiniaceae.